ACAGUCCCGGACAGCCGACGCCAUGUCGGAGCUCGCGCAUACGACCGAGCCGACGGAGCCGCUCCUCCCGCCGCUCGCGCUCGCCGCGUCCGUCGCGUGCGUCGCCGGCGCUGCCGCUCUCGCCAACUGCUCCGUGAUAGCCGCACUCUUCAAAACAUCUCGGAGUGGUUUACUGGCCAUCAUUUUACAAUUAGCUGUGGCUGAUCUUAUACUCGGAGCCACAUUAGGACCUGAGUUAUGGUCCUACAAUGCCAGGUCUUGGCCUUUUGGUCAACACAGCUGUGUGGCCUACCGCGGACUGACGGUUUUUGCGUCAACUGUAUCAUCUUACCUGGUAGCUACUAUUGCGCUACAUUCGCUCGCUACAAUUAAAAUUGAAGAAAAAGCGGUCGCCAAAAGAAACAAACGCAACGCACAGGAUGAAGAUGAAGAAAUAAGAUCUUCGCGCCAUAGUUUAGUGACAAGCAGUGACUCCUCCACUCCUCCGAGAACUAUGAACCUGGACUACCGGCUGACUGACCGUCGUAUCUCAGUGGCGCCACCAUCAGUGUUUGUUUGGGUGUUGGCUAUUUCGUUAAGUGUUCCGGAAUAUAUUUUAGCCACUACCGUGCACCAGGAUCAUAGCGUUGUUCUCUGCACUAUUGUGGACAACAGUCAGCGUCUGCACAUGUAUUCAAUCCUUGCUGUUUUAAAUUUGUUCCUACCUCUAUUUAUUAUGAGCAUCGCUGGUGCUCUAGUCAUUAUUAAGUUGAAGAUAAAGAAAAUACUAUCUCAGAUCGAAUGCUUUGAAUCCACUGCUGCACUGAAGUUGUCCCUGUGGCUAAUAGUGAUUUACAUUGUUUUAUGUACUCCUCGUUCUUUUGUCACCGCCUAUAAUAUUUACUCCAAAUCAAUACUAGGUAAUGAGACUUCGUUGGCUCCUAACAAUGACAUGACUGUUGUGAAUGUUGCAACCAGCAGCACGUUUAUUAUUUCAACUUUGCUUCGUCCACUGCUGAGCAUAGCUCUAAUACCACGUGUGAGAAAAUCGUUUUCUUUCGGAUCAUAUACAAGUACAGACAAUGUGUAGAUAAUAAAAAACUUCUGAAGUUAUUAACAUUUUCCAAAGUUGAACAAUAGAUAUCUAAAGGAGGUGAUAUCUCUAAAGACUUGUGUACAAUGUGCUAACGUAGCAUUUAAGCAAGGUUGCAUUUAAAUGUAAGUGAAAAGUUGUGGUAUUUAGUCAGGGAGACCAAGGAUUAGCAUAACAAAUCGACGGUACCUAAACUAUGCAGCCAACAGACUACGAGUAAAUGACAUAGCUAGUGUCAGAUGUGACAAAGUGGGGAAAUAGAGAUAGAAAUUCUUCUAAAAUUAGACAUCU
Molecule: messenger RNA, 1363 nt
Organism: Spodoptera exigua (beet armyworm)
Lineage: Eukaryota; Metazoa; Arthropoda; Insecta; Lepidoptera; Noctuidae
Source: the annotation of a GenBank genome assembly